CCCACGAAGCAAACGAGCGAAGAUGCGGCGCGAGGGACGGCAGCGAGGGUGGGUGCGCGUGUACGACCGCUCCCUGGUCGACCCGGAGGGCAGGCGCCGCGCCGUGCACGUCGUGGACGGCCCGGUGGUGGCCAACGGCGGCUUCAUCAGGGCGCCCCGGAAGCCGACGAACCAGUCCAAGUCCGGCGGCCUCCGCGCGCUCGGCAGGGACGCCCUCGCGCAGGAGGAGGAGCAGCCGCAGCUCCAUCCGCCGCUGGGCGCCGGGCACUCCGGGUACUACUGCACGACGACGUGCCAGUCGCCGUUCAAGUUCGAGGCCGUGCCGUAUCAAUGGGAGUACGACGCCUUCGUGCCCGAGGAGGUGCAGGCUCCUCGUCCGCCGCCGGCAACGCGUCUCGGGGGAAGGGCGGCGUGCAAGGGGAGCCGCAAGUUCAAGCACAACGAGAUCAAGAUGUACUACCUCGACGCGGCCGAGGAUGUCGAUGGGCGCCUCGAUUAUCUCUAUGACUUCGAUUCAUGAAGCGCACGGAUUGACUUUAAAAAAAAAAAUCUUCCCCUUUGUUUUGCCAAGUUCAGCAGGAGGAGGUGUAUCUUUGUCAUGACUGUAUCCAAUGCAGGUGCUUGCUCCAAUGAAGAUCAUGUUGUUAUUGUACUCCCGAGUCCAUGAAUCUUUAAACGUGUUGAUCUCUAAUUAAAAGUUCAAUUUUUUA
Messenger RNA from Triticum aestivum (bread wheat), 710 nucleotides. RefSeq lists its product as uncharacterized. Lineage: Eukaryota; Viridiplantae; Streptophyta; Magnoliopsida; Poales; Poaceae. The record is from RefSeq and is a predicted model, not a curated record. The coding region runs from base 23 to 520 and encodes 165 amino acids. The transcript has a single exon.